Molecule: messenger RNA, 2262 nt
Organism: Pecten maximus
Lineage: Eukaryota; Metazoa; Mollusca; Bivalvia; Pectinida; Pectinidae
Source: RefSeq, a predicted model, not a curated record
UGUACCAAGGGCUACCCGUGUUGAACUGAGGAUUCUAUAAGCUCCGCUUAAACUGGAGUUUGACCAUUCCGUUUAAACUGGAGUUUGACCAUUCCGUUUCAACUGGAGUUUGACCGUUCCGCUUUAACUGGUGUUUAUGAUCACCCCGCUUAAACUGGUGUUUGUGAGCACUCCGCUUAAACUGAAGUUUGACCACUCCGCUUAAACUGAAGUUUGACCACUCCGCUUUAACUGGAGCUUGUGACCACUCCGAUAAACUUGAGUUUCUCGCCAUUCCACUUAAACAGAAGUUUCUGAUAAUCGGAUUUGGGAAAAGGGAUUAGACACCGCCGACAUGUUGUCCGUGUCGACUCUAUUACAGUUUUAUCUGUUUUCCAUGGCAACAGCACCAGCAUUUACAGAAGAACGAGUCCUGUUACUGGUGAGGGCAGGAAAUGACGUCAACAUAGAAUCCAUUUGGAAUCAGACUGGAUCGAGUUAUCCCACUGACCUUGACCCGCUCAUGACCGCUCGUGACUUGAUUCCUUUGACCUUGGUCAGAAGCACACUGAUAGAUGAUUGGGACAACCCCCCAGACAAGAUUCACAUCAGAACAUUAAAUAGCCAAGGCGACGUUUUGUGGGAGAUGGCGUUUCAGGUUCCUUUAGGGACUGGUCCGACAUUGCGGAGCUUACUCAUAGAGAGUAACAUCAUAUCAUCCUCGUCCCCGGUGACGGCUUCCACAGCCGAAAUCAGCUGGAGUAAACCGUCAUACCAACUUCAUAUCGGGAGUACAACUGGUACCGAUGUGGCUUGGCUGGGAGUUUGGGAUGGCCCCUCGGGACAGAGUCAGAACCAGUAUCCGGUUUUCCUGGUACCACGAUUUCCGGACGUCCCACCGACACUGGCGGCAGAAACCUCAAUGAAUGCCGCAUACACAUACGAAGGCUGUUGGUCAUUCAGCGCCAUGACCAAGAUAUAUGCCAUAGAGGACAUCCAGGGCAUGACUCUGCUGCAAUGCGCUUUCCAUUGCAGAGCACUCUCACAUCCGCGAAUGUUUCUAGAGAUGGGGUAUAAAUGUCAUUGCGGUGAUUUUAUUUCCUCGCCGACUGGUAGAGAUGACAGUCAGUGUAGCCUCCCGUGUAAUGGGGAUCCCUCUAACACUAACACCUGCGGGGGUAACUCCAACAUGUUUGCUACCUAUCCUGUACCAGCGGCCGUCUCUACCCAGUACGUAUACGAGGGGUGCUGGAGGACUGCCAGUCUAGACUCACAGACUUACCUCGACAAACCGUACAUGACAGUCACCUUGUGUAACAGUGUAUGUUCUCCGAGGAACAAAGCUUUAACAAUCAUACAGAACGGCCAGUCGUGCCAAUGUGGAACUUUUCGAUCGACCGACCCCAACGACAGAAAUGACCCCUUGUGUGUGACGUCAUGCCCAGGCGCCUCGACGUUUGAGCCAUGCGGUGGAAAUGGCAUGGCGUCCGUUUACCUAACAGAUUCCGGGACCGUCAAUCAAGAACUACCUAGCACCAAUCUAUCGAGUUCUAAUUUGACGACUACGGUGCCGUCUGCAUCUGAUAUAUUGGUCAACGUAACUGGGAUGACAGGAGUUGCGGUGUCAUAUGUGAUGUCAAUCACGGUGACGUCAUCAUCUCCAGGCCAGUACGAACUGUAUUACAACUCCGAAGGCUGCUCGUCUCUUCAUCGGAAACCACAUACAACCGGAAACAACUCCACGUCCAUAUUUCUGUUGUCAGCCGUUGAGGAGCUGGAUACAUUGUUUCACUUUCUUCCUCACCAGAUAUUUCUGUUGUCAGCUGUUGAGGAGCUGGAUACAUUGUUUCACUUUCUUCCUCACCAGAUAUUUCUGUUGUCAGCUGUUGAGGAGCUGGAUACAUUGUUUCACUUUCUUCCUCUCCAGAUAUUUCUGUUGUCAGCCGUUGAGGAGCUGGAUACAUUGUUUCACUUUCUUCCUCUCCAGAUAUUUCUGUUGUCAGCCGUUGAGGAGCUGGAUACAUUGUUUCACUUUCUUCCUCUCCAGAUAUUUCUGUUGUCAGCCGUUGAGGAGCUGGAUACAUUGUUUCACUUUCUUCCUCCCCAGAUAUUUCUGUUGUCAGCCGUUGAGGAGCUGGAUACAUUGUUUCACUUUCUUCCUCCCCAGAUAUUUCUGUUGUCAGCCGUUGAGGAGCUGGAUACAUUACCAGUAUGCUGUAUGUGGAUUUCGCUCCAGACACCAGUGGACACUGAUCCUUUCCAGAUUCAAAUCAGCUUUCUGAA